Daktulosphaira vitifoliae (grape phylloxera) is the source of this 1270-nucleotide messenger RNA. Its product is annotated as GPALPP motifs-containing protein 1. The transcript is spliced from 3 exons. NCBI's taxonomy places the organism in Eukaryota, Metazoa, Arthropoda, Insecta, Hemiptera, Phylloxeridae. The record is from RefSeq and is a predicted model, not a curated record. Bases 176 to 1129 code for a protein of 317 amino acids.
CUAUCUAAUAAUCUUUUGUAUUUCGAUUAUAAGUAAUGUCUAACGAAUAUUUCGUUAAAGUUCAAAAGUGAAUUAUUAGUUAAAUAUAAAUGUAAAAGUAUUAAUAGUACCGAUAAUAGUUUCCAAAAAGUUUUUACUGUUUUAAAUUUUUAAAUACUCACAUAUUACUAGUACAAUGGGUAAAGAUCGUAAGAAACAUAAAAAACAUAAGCAUUCUAAACAUAAUAAUAAAUCAAAAAAUGUUAAUUAUCCAACUCCAAUUGUUCCCAUAAAAAAAUGCCCUCAACGAAUUGAAACGUCACUUGAGGUCCAAGAAAAUACUUCAAUUGGCCCUGUUAUGCCAUCUACUACAUCAAAUACAAUUAAGAAUGAAUCGAGCUCUAGAAUUACUGAAGAAAAUUUGAAUGAAUAUGGUCCUAGCUUACCACCGCAUUUAGUACAACAAAAUAAAAUAAUUCCUGGACCAUCAUUACCUCCAGGUUUUCUUGUAAAUGAAAGAGUUGAAGAAGCGGAAGAGGAUGUUUCAAACAUUGGUCCAUUACCAGAUGAUUUAAUUUCUUCAGAUUCUGAACAAAUGUUUAUUCAAACUCAGUUAGAAUUAAGAGCUAAUUAUAUGAAAAAAAAAUUUGCAGGAGAGAUACAUGAAGAAAAUACAGUCUCAGCCAGGGAGAAAUGGAUGUUAGAGUUACCACCAGAAAAAGCUACAAAUAUUGGACUAGGUCCCAGACAAUUUCGUAAACGAGAAGGUCCUGAUAUGAGGAAUCGAUCAGAAUGGACUGAUACUCCUCUUGAUAAAAUGAAAAAAAAAGAUAAUCCUACAAUAGAUGAAACUACUAAUACAAUAGCUUUAAGACAAAUUGCUAUAAAAAAACGUAAUAUGCAAAUGGAAAAAAUGGCAGAAACUUCAGAGAAGCGGAAACCUUAUUCUUUAGUUGAAAUACACCAAGAAAAACUCAAAAAAGAAAAAAAAAAAAAAAGUGAAAAGAAGUCACCUCAAGAAAGGAGACCAUUUAGUAGAGAUAUUGAUUUACAGUCCAAUCGAUUUGAUAAUGCUCAAAAACAGUCAAUACUGAAAAAAGCAAGUCAGUUAAAUAAUAGAUUCUCACAAGGAGAAUCAAAAUUUCUUUAACACGUUAUUAAACAAAUAAAUAAUUUAAUGAAGUCUAUUUUAGAACAUGUGUUUUUCUAUUUUUAAAUAAAUAUUUUAUAUAAUCAUUUUAUUUCAAGACUAUAUAACUUCUAUUCAAUAAAAAAAAAAGUUUUGACUUUU